This is a messenger RNA of Cuscuta epithymum, 1008 nucleotides long. Lineage: Eukaryota; Viridiplantae; Streptophyta; Magnoliopsida; Solanales; Convolvulaceae. The record is from the annotation of a GenBank genome assembly.
AAAAUAUAAUAAUAAUAUUACAAAAAAAUAAAAAACUUGGGGAGGGGCCGUGGCCCCCUUAAGCAAUAGGGUAGCUCCGCCCCUGGCCUCGAGCUCUUGUUCAUGAGUGUGCUUGCCCCAAUUGGAAUUAAGUUGCCCAGUAUUUUCUGUACAAUGACCAGAUCCUGAGAAGGAAAACAAAUACUACGUAUGUAUUUGGGAGAGAAGGCAAAGGCUCAGCUGUUGCGAGAUUCUAAGAAAGAUAUCGAAUUGGUUGUGUCUGAGUUGCAAAAGAACCCUCCCAACUAUACACAGCAAAACCAUGGAACUAAAGAAGAGCUUCCUAUGAACACUACGGAAAAUGGCAUUGCUGCAUUGCCAUCUUAUUAUAGGGCUCAUAGGUUCUGCUUUUCACAACUAUCCACAAUGCAACCUAUUUUUCCUAGUAGGUUAAUUGCAACCAUGGCAACCUCAGGGCAUACUAUUUCCCGAGAUGCUUCAAGUCCUGACUGUCAAGCAACUCCACGUAUCAAAUAUAAGAGGCUCGAUAAGACAGCAAAACACAUAAUGCAGGUAUCGAAUUAUUAACCAAUCAUGUGAUGGGGUUCUCUACUACUAUCUGCGUCUCUGGAUGGUGUAUUUGGAGCCUUGGCGUUGCAGAUUUUGGACAAAGAAGCAGGUUAAGAAGUGAAGACUCAAAGAGAGAUACCUAAUAUAAGGCCUGGCUAUACUUUGCAGCUCAAAGUGGAAGUACCCGAAAAUAAGAGGCGUCUUUCAAUAAUCAAAGGAACAGUAAUAGCGAGGCGCAAUGCUGGUUUGAAUAAUGCAUUCAGAUUAAGGAAACUGCUGAUACUUGUAGUGCAUGUGGGCAUGUGGCAUUGACGCUGAAAAAUUGUUUCCAGGUGGCGGCAAAAACAAUUUGUUGGAGUGUUUAUUUGUGGCCUUUGAGAGGAGGAUUGCUGCAAAUUUAUUGUGGUGUUAUGGGGGAGUGGUAUGGGGGUGGAAGAGGAGGAAUGAUGAAGUAUAGAG